Messenger RNA from Penicillium subrubescens, 1059 nucleotides. Its product is annotated as zinc-dependent alcohol dehydrogenase family protein. The transcript has 3 exons. Gene Ontology annotation, molecular function: oxidoreductase activity. NCBI's taxonomy places the organism in Eukaryota, Fungi, Ascomycota, Eurotiomycetes, Eurotiales, Aspergillaceae. The coding region runs from base 1 to 1059 and encodes 352 amino acids. The record is from RefSeq and is a predicted model, not a curated record.
AUGUCAAUUCAGCAGUGGGUGACGCCCCUCGAGGGUCUGGAUAGUCUCCGGCAGACUGAGGCGCCAAUGGUCUCUCCAGGAUCUGGCGAGGUGUUGGUGGAGGUUCGUGCUGUGUCGCUCAAUUAUCGGGAUGUGGAAGUGACCAAGGGAGAAUACAAACACCACAAAUCUGCCGAGCAGAAUGCUACUAUCGUGCCUUGCUCCGAUAUGUGCGGUGUCGUGGUGCAGAUUGGUUCUGGUGUAACCCGCUGGACUGUGGGAGAUCGUGUCUUGUCAACUUUCCUACCUGAACAUCAGACCGGCCAAGUGACUGAGAAGGAAUUGGCGGGUAGUAUUGGUCUCCCGUUGAACGGGGUACUGGCCACGCACCGAGUUUUCCCCGAGUAUGCGCUUGUCCAGGCGCCGAGCUACAUGUCGGACGAAGAGGCGUGUACGCUGCCUAUUGCGGCUGUCACGGCUUGGAUGUCUAUUAAUGGGAUGCGGCCGAUGGGACAGAAUGGGGGUCGGGAUGAGUACAUUCUGCUUCAGGGGACUGGUGGUGUGGCUAUUGCUGGAUUGCAGAUUGCCAAGGCUUCUGGUGCUAAAGCUAUCAUUACGUCCUCAUCCGAUGCAAAGCUGGAACAAGCAAAGCAGCUUGGCGCCGACUUUACCAUCAACUACCGCACCACGCCCAAUUGGGAGGAGAAAGUUAUGGAAUUCACCCAGAACCAUGGUGCAGAUAUCAUCCUCGAAACCGGCGGUGCUCAGACCCUGCGAAAGAGCUUUGAUUGCAUCACCUUCGGUGGUCUGAUCGAUUGCAUCGGCUACGUCUCGGGUAAAGUGGACGCCGAGGAGGAUCGGUUGAACGUGAAUCUCCUGGCUCUGCGUCGGACGGUGACUCUGAAGGGAAUCAUCAAUGGCCCGAAGGAUCGGUUUGAGGAGAUGAUUUCGUUCUAUGAGGCGAAGCAGAUUCGUCCUGUGGUUAACCGGGUGUUUUCCUUUGCCGAGGCGAAGGAGGCGUUCAAGUUCCUGGAGAGUGGGAGCCACUUUGGCAAAGUGGUGAUCAAGGUGAAGGUAUAG